This is a messenger RNA of Mandrillus leucophaeus (drill), 1893 nucleotides long. It is a transcript of the gene EIF2B3, whose product is annotated as eukaryotic translation initiation factor 2B, subunit 3 gamma, 58kDa. Gene Ontology annotation, biological process: biosynthetic process; cytoplasmic translational initiation. The record is from RefSeq and is a predicted model, not a curated record. The coding region runs from base 369 to 1727 and encodes 452 amino acids. NCBI's taxonomy places the organism in Eukaryota, Metazoa, Chordata, Mammalia, Primates, Cercopithecidae. The transcript is spliced from 12 exons. Gene Ontology annotation, molecular function: guanyl-nucleotide exchange factor activity; translation initiation factor activity. Gene Ontology annotation, cellular component: eukaryotic translation initiation factor 2B complex; guanyl-nucleotide exchange factor complex.
UAGACUUACUCCCUGAGGAAGAAGGCUGAGUUGCUCCGUCUGGGUUCCUGGCACCCUGCGCUGGAAUACUCAAAGGGCGUUGGUAAUGUGGGACAAGUGUCGAAUGCUCCUCGGUGGCCCCGCCCCCUCCUCUCUGCGGCGAUUGCGUCCCCUCCGUCAUCCAUCGCUCGGCGCUCGUCCCUUCUCCGUGGGUCUGCUCAGAGCGUUCCAUCGAGUUUCUCGGCCAUCGCGCGCCUGCGCCAUUGGGCUGUCAGUCAGAGGCGGCGUGGAGAGCGCUGGGAGCGGUUGUGGCGUGCGGGGAGCUGAGGUAUAGCUGUGACUUCUGCCCUGCCAGGCCGCGCACGAGCUGGCUGACCCGGUUUGUAAAAAUGGAAUUUCAAGCAGUAGUGAUGGCAGUAGGUGGAGGAUCUCGGAUGACAGACCUAACUUCCAGCAUUCCCAAACCUCUGCUUCCAGUUGGGAACAAACCUUUAAUUUGGUACCCAUUGAACCUGCUUGAGCGUGUUGGAUUUGAAGAAGUCAUUGUGGUUACAACCAGGGAUGUUCAAAAGGCUCUAUGUGCAGAAUUCAAGAUGAAAAUGAAGCCAGAUAUUGUGUGUAUUCCUGAUGAUGCUGACAUGGGAACUGCAGAUUCUUUGCGCUACAUAUAUCCAAAACUUAAGACAGAUGUGCUGGUCCUGAGCUGUGAUCUGAUAACAGAUGUUGCUUUACAUGAGGUUGUGGACCUGUUUAGAGCUUAUGAUGCAUCACUUGCUAUGUUGAUGAGAAAAGGCCAAGAUAGCUUAGAACCUGUUCCUGGUCAAAAGGGGAAAAAAAAAGCAGUGGAGCAGCGUGACUUCAUUGGAGUGGACAGCACAGGAAAGAGGCUGCUCUUCAUGGCUAAUGAAGCAGACUUGGAUGAAGAGCUGGUCAUUAAGGGAUCCAUCCUACAGAAGUACCCUAGAAUACGUUUCCACACGGAUCUUGUGGAUGCCCACCUCUACUGUUUAAAAAAAUACGUCGUGGAUUUCCUAAUGGAAAAUGGGUCAAUCACUUCUAUCCGGAGUGAACUGAUUCCGUAUCUAGUGAGAAAACAGUUUUCCUCAGCUUCCUCACAACAGGGACAAGAAGAAAAAGAAGAGGAUCUAAAGAAAAAGGAGCUGAAGUCCUUAGAUAUUUACAGUUUUAUAAAAGAAGCCAAUACACUGAACCUGGCUCCCUAUGAUGCCUGCUGGAAUGCCUGUCGAGGAGACAGGUGGGAAGACUUGUCCAGAUCACAGGUGCGCUGCUAUGUCCACAUCAUGAAAGAGGGGCUCUGCUCUCGAGUGAGCACACUGGGACUCUACAUGGAAGCAAACAGACAGGUGCCCAAAUUGCUGUCUGCUCUCUGUCCAGAAGAACCACUGGUCCAUUCAUCAGCCCAGAUUGUCAGCAAACACCUGGUUGGAGUUGACAGCCUCAUCGGGCCAGAGACACAGAUUGGAGAGAAGUCAUCCAUUAAGCGCUCAGUCAUUGGUUCAUCCUGUCUCAUAAAAGAUAGAGUGACUAUUACCAAUUGCCUUCUCAUGAACUCAGUCACUGUGGAGGAAGGAAGCAACAUCCAAGGCAGUGUCAUCUGCAACAAUGCUGUGAUCGAGAAGGGUGCAGACAUCAAGGACUGCUUGAUUGGAAGUGGCCAGAGGAUUGAAGCCAAAGCUAAACGAGUGAACGAGGUGAUCGUGGGGAGUGACCAGCUCAUGGAGAUCUGAGUUCUGAGCAAGUCAACCGCCUUCCUUUUGGCCUCCAAAAUCACAUGUGGCCCACAUGUUUCACUCUGUAUUUAUUUCCCAAUAAAGAAGGGCUUCCAAAGGCAUGCUGGAGACUUGUGGAGCAGUCCGAAGCUCCACGUCAGGUGGGCUCCGGGUGUACACAGUG